Dermatophagoides pteronyssinus (European house dust mite) is the source of this 657-nucleotide messenger RNA. Its product is annotated as tubulin alpha chain-like. The record is from RefSeq and is a predicted model, not a curated record. Lineage: Eukaryota; Metazoa; Arthropoda; Arachnida; Sarcoptiformes; Pyroglyphidae.
AUGCGGGAAAUCGUUUCGAUCCACCUGGGCCAGUGUGGCGUUCAACUGGGCGGCGCGACCUGGGAGCUCUUCUGCCUUGAACACGGCAUUCUGCCGGACGGCACGGUUGACUCUGGCGGACAGAGCGAGGUGUUCGAGGACGACGCGCACUCGACGUUCUUCAGCGAGACUUGCGAGAACCGGCUGGUGCCGCGCGCGCUGUUUUGCGAUCUGGAGCCGAGCGUGAUCGAUGAAGUCCGUAACGGCGCGUAUCGCAACUUGUUCCACCCGGACAAGUUGAUGAGCGGCAAGGAGGACGCAGCAAACAACUUCGCGCGCGGGCACUACACCGUUGGGAAAGAUGCGAUCGAAGACUGCAUGGACCGCAUUCGCAAGCUGACAGAGGAGUGCGGCGGGUUGCAGGCGUUUCUGCUGUACCACGCUGUGGGCGGUGGCACCGGGUCCGGGCUCGGCUGUUUGAUUUUGGAGCGCUUGGCGAUGGAGUACACCGACCUAAUGUUCAGCAAGCGCGCGUUUGUGCACUGGUACGUUGGCGAAGGCAUGGAGGAGGGCGAGUUCUCCGAAGCGCGCGAGGACUUGGCUGUGCUGCAGUCCGACUUGAAGGAGGUCGCGAUGGACUGGACGAGUGAGCCGCCGAUCAGCAGCUUUGCUGGUUAG